AUGGCGGAUGGCAGCACCUCGACCGAAGGUGCUUCUACCGGUUUCGUUUUCUACCACUAUGAGCCGUCUAUGGUAGCGGCAACUGUCUUUAUUAUCGUGUUUGGAGUUUCUGGUAUGCUGCACAUCUGGCAAAUAUGUCGACACCGAACGUGGUAUUUCAUUCCCUUCGCGAUCGGGUGCAUAUAUGAAUUAGUUGGCUACCUUGGCCGCAGCUUGUCUGCAUCAGAAGCACCGGAUUACACCCUGAGCCCUUACAUUAUCCAAUCGAUUCUCCUCCUCCUCGGCCCCGCACUAUUCGCCGCAUCAAUUUAUAUGGUUCUUGGUCGCCUGAUUGACCUUCUCGAUGCCGGAGAAUACUCUUUGAUCAAGCCCAAGUGGUUGACCAAGGUCUUUGUGCUCGGAGAUGUGCUGUCUUUCUUCGCGCAGGGUGGAGGCGGUGGCAUGUUGGCUUCUGCCAAGAGCAGCGAUACUGUGAAGCUGGGAGAAAACAUCAUUGUCGUUGGCCUCGGGAUCCAGAUCUUGUUCUUCGGUUUCUUCAUCGCCGUUACCCUCGUCUUCCACCUUCGCCACUCUCGCCGCCCGACAUCCCAGUCCCUCACAGUCCAAACCCCUUGGAAAGAUCUUCUCUAUGUUCUUUACGCAACCAGUUUCUUCAUCAUGAUCCGAUCGCUUUUUCGAGUUGCCGAAUAUGUCCAAGGCACGAAUGGCAAAUUGCAGGCAAAGGAGAAGUACAUUUACAUCUUUGAUGCGACAUUGAUGGGUAUCACGUCCAUGGCAUUCAACUGGUUUCGCCCGAGCCGUGUUCUCAACAACCAGGCUACUGGCUUGAAGCAAGUUUCGAGCUCGGAGGUGCUCAACGAGGGGUACCUGAUGGAGAGCGCGCAAUACCCGAAGCCGCAACAGCAGCAACAACAAGACUCGCGCUACGAGUCUUACUACGGAGCUGCAGGCCAGCAAGUGUUUCACAGGUGA
Messenger RNA from Colletotrichum orchidophilum, 972 nucleotides. RefSeq lists its product as uncharacterized. The record is from RefSeq and is a predicted model, not a curated record. The coding region runs from base 1 to 972 and encodes 323 amino acids. The transcript is spliced from 2 exons. Gene Ontology annotation, cellular component: membrane. NCBI's taxonomy places the organism in Eukaryota, Fungi, Ascomycota, Sordariomycetes, Glomerellales, Glomerellaceae.